Messenger RNA from Arthroderma uncinatum, 441 nucleotides. RefSeq lists its product as uncharacterized. The coding region runs from base 1 to 441 and encodes 146 amino acids. The record is from RefSeq and is a predicted model, not a curated record. The transcript is spliced from 3 exons. NCBI's taxonomy places the organism in Eukaryota, Fungi, Ascomycota, Eurotiomycetes, Onygenales, Arthrodermataceae.
AUGGAUCGGCCGCCAAAUGUCCCUAGCGUCCCCAAGUCUCGUCUCCCACUGUGGCUCGGUUUGGCCGCUCUAGGUGCCGGUGGUUACUACCUAUAUUCUGCCGGAGGUGACCCAAAGAGGGCGACCCAAAAGUUCGAGAGCGAUGCUUCUCGAGCACUCCAUGGAGGCAAGCCAACAAGUUCCACGGCUGCUGAGAAGACCGGUGCACAGGCUGGUGCUAAGCUAGACGAUGCUUAUGACAGUGUACGAGACACAGCAAGGAAGUUCGACGAAGGAGCUGUGGAGCGGGCGAAGCAGGGUAUGGACAAGCUUGACAAGGCCUCUCAUGAGACCGCAAAGGACCUCUCCGGCAAGCUAGAGAGCUUCGAUAAGGCCGUCGAGCAGAAGGCAGCAGAGGCGAAGAGUGGCCUCUCAUCAUGGCUCGGUGGCAGCAAGAAAUAA